AUGGUGGACUUGGUAGACUACGAUUGCUCAGAGUGCUUCGACCCGGCUGCCGUGGGUCGGGGACGCGAGCCGCCGCGAGCCGAUUUCUUCGCGUACGAAAGCGAGGAGCUGGCUUUGCGGCGGGCCCCGCGCACUGCGUCCCGGCGCUGUUUGGAUCUCAAUGGCACCUGGAAGUUCUCGUGGAGUCCCCGCGCUGGCCAGUCUCCGAAAGGUUUCGAGCGAUUCGACUUCGAUGAUGCCUCCUGGGGUGGAAUGCCGGUGCCAGGAAAUUGGGAGCUGAAUGGGUAUGGGUUUCCCAUCUACACGAACGUGGACUUCAUUUUCAAGUGCGACCCACCGAACAUCAGGUAUCGCGGCGAUGACCCGGACUACAAUCCGACGGGAACCUAUAGAAAAAGUUUCGACUGCCCAGCAGACUGGCUGGCAAGUGGCCUACAGGUGUACAUUCACCUCGGGGCCGUGUGCUGCACCUGCCGUGCUUGGCUGAAUGGCCAAGAGCUGGGCUUCAGCACGGACAGCAAGCUGCCAGUGGAAUUCGAGGUGACGCCUCACCUACGUCCCGGUCGCAACGUUCUGGCCUUGCAAGUGCUGUGCUGGGGUGCCGCAGCCUACUUGGAAGACCAAGACAUGUGGUGGUUUGCCGGCAUUACGCGGGACGUCUACGUCUACGCCCGUCCUCGGCAGCACCUGCAGGACUUGGCCGUGCGAGCUGCAGCCGACGGAAGCCUGGAGUUGGAUGCGGAGGUUGUCUGCAACUCUGGACUGACAGGAUGCGCGCUGCAGUGCAGGCUCUACGAUGGGGCAGCGGAGCUUGCAAACUUUGCCGUGCCACUGCACCGGCGAACAAACAGUAUAGCCGUGGGCAGGAAGGCCGUGAGUGUGCCGGGCGUCAAGCUUUGGAGCUCAGAGGCACCUCACCUGUACACCUUACUUGUGAGCCUGAGGGAUGAGAAGGCCUUGAUGACGGAGGCUGUCUGCCUCCGGGUGGGCUUCCGAACAGUUGAGAUACGCCAGGGUCGACUACUGCUGAAUGGCAGCGAAUUGACCCUGCGUGGUGUCAAUCGUCACGAGCACCACCAGUUGAGGGGCCACGUUGUCGACCGCGAGUCUAUGGUGACGGACAUCCGCCUCAUGAAGCAAAACAGUUUCAAUGCAGUUCGUUGUGCGCAUUACCCGAACGACACUUUGUUCUACGAGCUUUGCGACGAGCUCGGCCUUUAUGUUGUGGAUGAGGCAAACAUUGAAAGUCACGGCAUGGACUUCAACUGGGACAAGACCUUGGGAAACAAGGAAGAGUGGGAUGUGGCCCACAUGGCGAGAGUGCAGCGCUACGUGGAACGUGACAAGAACUUCCCGAGCAUCAUCAUCUGGUCUUUGGGGAACGAAGCUGGCAAUGGAAUCAAUCAUCACCGGACCUACAUGUGGCUGAAGCGCCGAGAUCCAACACGGCCUGUCCAGUACGAGCAUGCAAGAUGGAGAACUGAUCCAGACUGGAACACGGACAACAUUGAGAAAAUGGACGCGAAUACCGACAUUUACUGUCCCAUGUAUCCCAGCCACAAGAAGCUGGAAAAGUAUGGGGAGCUUUACGAGGGCGACGUUCAUGCGCGACCUCUCAUUAUGGUUGAGUAUGCCCACGCUAUGGGUAACUCUUUGGGAGCUUUCAAAGAAUACUGGGACGUCAUCUACAAGUAUGACGUCCUACAGGGCGGCUUUAUUUGGGACUGGGUCGAUCAAGGGCUGGAGACCCAGAAGAACGGCAAGAAGAUUUGGGCCUUUGGUUCGGAUUUCGGGGGCAAAGACACCCCGACCGAUUUGAACUUCUGCAUCAAUGGUCUUGUUCAGCCGGAUAGGAAGCCGAAUCCACACCUCUUCGAGGCGAAAAAGGUCAUGCAGUUUGUCACCUACCGAGCUGUGGAUUUGGCCAGGGGCAUCAUCGAAGUUCGAAAUCGCUACGAUUUCCUGACGCUGCAGCAUCUGGAGUUCUCGUGGCAGAUAUCCCGAAACGGCGUGGUCACAGAGUCGGGCAAGUUGCCAGGCUUGAGCACGGGCCCGCAUCAAGCGGAGAACAUUCAGAUUCCGUUGCCUCAGAUCAAUGCAGGACCACGUUGCGAAGUGCACCUGCUUGUGUCUGCCUCCAUGCGAGCAGCCGGGGGAUGUUUCGAAGCUGGCGAAGAGGUCGCUUGGGAGCAAUGGCUCCUCAACCAGCCUCCCCACAAGGAGGUGCCAGCGACCAUCACUGGCCCGGAGCCGGCAGUGGAUCAGUCUCCGGAGCUGGUCACAAUCACAGCCGGAGCCCUCACUGCGCGCAUCGAAGUGUCUCGCGCUUGCCUUUCUGGCCUCGCCUUUGAGGGCCUUGAGCUCCUGGCCUCACCGCUGCUGCCAAACUUCUGGCGGCCGCCGACGGACAACGACUACGGAGCCAAUCUGCAGAACGACAUGAAGUGCUGGAGGUUCGCAGGGCAGAGGGCCACAGUGACGAAUGGUCUUCGCAUCGAACCCGGCCGGGGUGCUGUGAGGAUUGGUGCAGAGCUUCUGGUUGGAGCAGGUGCCAAGCUAUACCUGGACUUCCGGAUUUCCUGUACUGGAGUGGUGGUGGCGGCGAAGUGGCGGCCUGCUAGGAAGGAUGGACCACAGCUCGCCACCACGGGCUCCGUGGGAUAUCUGAAGGGCUCAACCCAUCGCCACAUCGAUGUGGAAGGAAGUGUGGUGCGAGCACGUUGGAACGACAUGGGUGCGUGGCAAUCCCUGACGAUGAACGUCGCCGGCAAGGAAGCUGGAAAGCCGCUGGAAGACGGUGACAAGCUCGCACUGCAGGCGGUCACCGGCAAGACCGAGAGCAAGCUUUUGCUGCAUGGUCUUGUGCCAAUCCCCUCUGCUGGCACAACGCCUCCUGGUUACGCUGGCGCAGCCUGUGCAGUUGAAGCUACAGGAGAUCCUCAGGAUCCGAUCUGGACACUGCGUAGAGUGGCUGGCAAGGGCCAGGUGCUUUCUGGCGACAAGGUGACACUGGAAGCUGGAGGGAAGUUCUUGGCAGUGGUGGAGAAUUUCGUGGUAGCCGUCGACGUCGAGUCGCCUUUCACGACGUUUCUUCUGGAGGUCAAGGACCAACCAGCUCCCAUGAGGAUCGGCUUUGCCGGAUCCCUCGUUGAUGGUUUUCAUGACGUCGAGUGGUUCGGCAGAGGUCCUCAUGAGUCUUACUUGGAUCGCCACGCCUCGGCGCGUGUGGGCCUUUUUCAGGGCUCCAUCGCCGAGCAGACUGUGAAGUAUGUUCGGCCCCAAGAGAACGGCAACAAGUUCGAGACCAGAUGGAUGGCAUUGAAACGACGACCUGCAGACCCCUGCACCAUGAUGCUGAUUUCAGCGGCGGGCCAAUCCCAGAUGCUGCAGAUGCAGUGUCAUCACUUUGCGCUGGAGGAUUUCGAUGGAGGUGAUGUGAAGGCUCAGCAGAGCUUCCUGCAUGCCGGGGAGCUCAUCGAGCAGCCCACCACGGCCUUCUGCGUCGAUGCGAUCCAGAUGGGGGUGGGUGGGAUCGAUUCCUGGGGGCGAAAGCCUUUGGACGAGCACCUGAUCAAGCCGGAUGAAGAGUGUGAUUGGUCCUUCCAGCUGAUGCCAUGCAAAGAAGACUUCGAUAGCGACUGGCGCCGGAGGCUGCUCUAA
Molecule: messenger RNA, 3660 nt
Organism: Symbiodinium sp. CCMP2592
Lineage: Eukaryota; Dinophyceae; Suessiales; Symbiodiniaceae
Source: the annotation of a GenBank genome assembly